ACGAUUCCCACCAUCAUUUGUUGACUCGCAAACCGGAAGUGACGUGCUGCGGCGAUUCGCGCUUAGGAGAGCCGCUCUUUCAUCGGUUCACGUGAUGCUUUAGUAAUUCUCAGUGCGUGUGUGUCGUGUUUGUUUGUUUGCUUGCUGUGAUGGAUCAGUGUGCAGUAGAUGAGUUGUACGAGGCGUUCGCUGUACUGGCCGGAAGUGACCCCGAUCACUGCUCUUAUCCAAAGGGCUACAUGAAGAGGCAGGCUGUGUUUGCGUGUAACACGUGUGUUCAGGCUGGUAUGGAGCCGGCUGGUGUGUGUCUGGCCUGUGCAAACACGUGUCAUGAUGGACACGACAUCUGUGAACUUUACACCAAAAGGAAUUUUCGAUGUGAUUGUGGCAAUGAGAAAUUUGAUGGCUUCAAAUGCAAGCUUGAUACUGACAAAGAAGGACAGAAUGUGAAGAACUGGUACAAUCACAACUACUUGGGACGCUACUGCUCGUGUGACAGACCGUAUCCUGAUGAAGACGACCAGGUUAAUGAAGAAAUGAUCCAGUGUAUCGUGUGCGAAGACUGGUUCCACGAGAAGCAUCUGCAGGCUCCAGCGGUGGACUGUGAGGCGCUGAUGGAGAUGAUCUGCGGUCGCUGUAUGACUCGAGCGCCGUUCCUCCAGACGUAUGCGGCUCAUUUUGCAGUUUCUCCUGUGAAGAAAGAAAGCCUUUGUAAAGAGCAAACGAAUGCUGAUAUGAUGACAGAAGAAAAGGGAAAAUGUUCGUACGGUCAGCAGGAAGAAACGACGGCUGGAGCCGCAGGCCGCACGUCCAGCCCGGAUUCAGUGCCGGCUCACUCCAGAGUCACCGAAUGUGUUUUAAAUGAGCUCAAGGCCAAAGACGCGGCGAGCGCGAGGGCCGGUGCUGUGUUCUGGCCUUAUUUCUGGAGAGCAAAACUCUGCACAUGUACCGACUGCAAGAGGAUUUGUUCUAGAAGUGCCUUUGCUUUUAAAAUGAAAUGUGGACUUGUUUUCUUGUGUCUAGAGUUCAAUGACUUGAAACACGAGCUGCGUGAGUUUCUUCAACAAUCUGCAAACCAGAGAAAGGACGUCACUCCUGAGGCUUUCCAUGAGUUUUUGGAGGAACUGCAAACAAGAAAGAAGAGGCGGUUGAACUGAACCCAUCAACGUCAGAGAGUAUUAUGAAACUUAUCCUUAGGGUGGAUCCUCUUUAAUAAAGUCUCAGAGCAAAA
Sinocyclocheilus rhinocerous is the source of this 1231-nucleotide messenger RNA. Its product is annotated as ubiquitin protein ligase E3 component n-recognin 7. The transcript is spliced from 10 exons. NCBI's taxonomy places the organism in Eukaryota, Metazoa, Chordata, Actinopteri, Cypriniformes, Cyprinidae. Gene Ontology annotation, cellular component: cytoplasm. Bases 150 to 1157 code for a protein of 335 amino acids. Gene Ontology annotation, molecular function: zinc ion binding; ubiquitin protein ligase activity. The record is from RefSeq and is a predicted model, not a curated record.